AUGGCAGAACUAGCGGUCAGCCUGGUGGUUGGGCCGCUGGUGUCCCUGCUGAAGGACAAGGUGUCCAGCUCUCUCCUGGACCGGUACAACGUGAUGGAGGGCAUGGAGAAGCAGCGCAAGAUCCUCGAGCGCAACCUGCCUGCCAUCCUCGACGUCAUUGCCGAUGCCGAGAAGCAGGCGUCUCGCCGACGAGGAGUAAAGGCAUGGCUUGAGGCGCUCAAGAAGGUGGCAUAUGAGGCGAACGACGUCUUCGACGAGUUCGAGUAUGAGGCACUCUGCCGUCGAGCCAAGAAGGAUGGGCACAUCACCAAGCUCGGCAUGGCUGGAGUAAAACUCUUCCUUACUCACAACCGGGUUGCGUUCCGUUGCAGGAUGGGAAACAAGCUUAGUGGCAUUGUUGAGGCCAUCAAGGACCUUGUGGAGGAAAUGAACGUUUUUGGAUUCGACAAGUUUCAGCUCGAGGCACCAGCAUGGAACAGGUGGCGUGAGAUGGAUUCCGUUAUCGUUGAUCCUGAAAACAUUGUUAGUAGAUCUAGAGAAAAGGAGAGGAAGAAAAUUAUUGAGAUAUUGCUCAGCCAUCAAGCUAGCAGUGGUGAUCUCUUAGUUCUUCCCAUCGUUGGAAUGGGAGGAUUGGGCAAGACCACCCUCGCUCAACUCAUCUACAACGACCCUCAGGUCAAGGAGCAUUUCCAGCUACUAAAUUGGGUAUGUGUCUCAGAUGAUUUCGAUGUCCGUAAUCUUGCCAUCAAGAUAUGUGAUUGUGAUCCUUCGAAGACAACCCUUGAGACGGCACUCAACAAGCUUCAGGAACAUCUUAGGGGAAAGAGGUAUCUUCUUGUAUUGGAUGACGUAUGGAAUAAGGAUGUUGACAAAUGGGGAAAGUUGAAGGCAUGUCUUAAUCAAGACGGUGUCGGUAGUGCCAUAUUGACGACGACUCGUGAUAAAGAAAUAGCUGAAUUCAUGGGUACAGUAGCUAACAACUCAUCAUGGAAAAAUAAAUACCAUGAUGUGGCAAUUUUGGACAUAGAAUUCAUACAUGAAAUUAUUGAAACAAGAGCUUUCGGUUUGCAGAAGACUAAGCCAGAGAAGCUAGUUAAGUUGGUUGGCCCGAUUGCAGAGAGAUGUGUUGGAUCUCCAUUUGCAGCCAAAGCAUUGGGGUCUGUAUUGUGUAACAAGACCACUAAGGAAGAAUGGGAGGACAUAUUACAUCGAAGCAGGAUAUGCGAUGACGAGACCGGGAUUUUACCUAUACUCAGGCUCAGCUAUAAUGACUUGCCAACUGACAUGAAGCAAUGCUUGGCCUUUUGUGCUAUGUAUCCAAAGGAUUAUCAAAUUGAUGUUGAAGAGCUUAUCCAACUAUGGAUGGCCAAUGGUUAUAUCUCAGAUCAAAACAAGGUACCUGCUGAAACCAUGGGUAAACGGAUUGUCAAUGAGAUGGUUUCAAGUUCUCUCCGAGCACUUUCUAUGCCAGAAUCAUGGGCUCAUUUGUCAAUAAAACCAAAGCACUUGUGCCGCCUUAGGUACCUUGAUCUCUCAUAUCAUGAUGGCAUCGAAGCACUUCCAGAUGAUAUAAGCAUCCUAUAUAGUCUCCAGACACUAAAACUUUCUAACUGCAGCAGUCUCAAAAGACUUCCUGAGCAAAUGAAGCACAUGAGUAGCCUUCGUCAUCUCUACACAGAUUGGUGCACGAAGCUGGAGUGCAUGCCUCCAGAGCUUGGACGAAUCACCAAGCUUCGAACAAUUACAUGGUUUGUAGUGGGAAGUGGCUUGAAUUGUAGCAGUCUUGGAGAGCUAAAGGAUUUAAAUAUUGGUGGUUCAUUAAUGCUAAAGCAGCUCGAAAAUGUGACAGUGAGAAGAAAUGCAAAAGCAGCUAACCUUGAGAAUAAGAAGGAUCUGAGACAACUGUCACUAGAGUGGACAAGUGGUAAGGAGGAUGAACAACAAUGUCAUGAGGUGCUACAGAGUCUCGAAGCUCAUGAUGGACUGCUGGCUCUAGAAAUAUAUUCCUACCAAGGCACCAGUUUCCCAUCAUGGAUGGGUAUGUUGAAAAACAUGGUUGAGCUUCGGUUAUCUAAUUGUAGUAAAGCGGAUCAGCUUCCUGAAUUGGAACAGCUAGCAGAACUACAAGUCCUUUAUUUGGAAGGAUUGGGAAAAUUGCAAUUCCUGUGUAGCAGCUGUACAUCCUCCACAUUUGGAAAGCUUAAGGGUCUUAAGCUAGUUAAUCUUCAGGUUUUUGAUAGAUUUUGGGAGGCAACACAUGGAGGCACCGUAGCAUUUCCUCAGCUUGAGAUAUUGCACAUUGAAGGCUGUAAAAAUUUGGCAGCAUUACCAGAAGCAUCGGUGCUUAGAGAACCGUAUGGUGGUGGAGAUUACACAGUGGCCCGGUCCGCCUUUCCAGAACUGAAGAAGCUCAUACUGGAAGAUUUAAAUAGCUUUGAGAGAUGGGAGUCUGCCCUUGAAAUUGAAGAAGAACAUGCACUGUUCCCUUUGCUUGAGUUUGUUGUUAUCGAGAAAUGCCCAAAGUUGACAACUCUGCCUAGGGCACCAAAGGUCAAAGAACUAGUUUUGAGGGAAGCAAAUCAACAGAUUUCUCUAGGAGGAAUCAGAUAUAUGACGUCAGUGUCUAGUUUGUCUUUGAAGGGCGUCAAGCUGGAUGAUAAGGAGGAAUGGAACCAUCCGUCGUCUGUGCUGCAGGAUCUGACAAUUGAUAGCUCCGAUGAGCUUGUGUACUGGCCGGAGAAAGUAUUCCAAAGCUUGAUUUCCUUGCGGACGCUACGGAUUCAGAACUGCAAUAAUCUAAUUGGAUACGCAGCGGCAAAUGCUCCUGACCAGGAAACAUCAGGAAGGAGCCGACUUUUGCCCCAUCUAGAGUCUCUGGACAUAUAUUUGUGUGGAAGUCUGGUAGAGGUCUUCAACUCCCCUGCUCUCAAGGCGAUGGAAGUUUACAGCUGUGGUAAGCUAGAGUCCCUAUACGGCAGGCAACAGUUGAAUCAAGAGGCUAGUAGUACCCAUGACGUGGCAGCAUCCACACCUGUUGAGGAGAAGCUGUCACCAUGGGCGGACCCGGAUAAGCUCCUUCCAUCAUCUUUAGAAUCUCUAACAAUACGGAGCUGUGACGGGUUGUUAGAGGUUGCCAAUCUUCCCUCGUCCCUCAGGGAAAUAAAUAUUGGAAGUUGCCCCAAACUACGGUUCAUAUCAGGCCAGCUGGAUGCACUCAAAGAGCUGGAUAUUUACAACUGCCAAGAGUUGCGAUCACUAGAAUCAUUAUGCAUCAUAGAUCUCUCAGCACUGGAAGUCCUCUGGCUGUGUUUUUGCACAAGCCUGCCAUCCUUGCCCAGUGGGCCAGAACCACAAGAAUACUCAUGUCUUCGUCGGCUUAGAAUUAGGUGGUGCCCAGGUAUAAAAUCGCUCCCUUCGGCUCUGCAGCAGCGACUGGACAGCGACCUCGAGUAUAUGGAUCUAGAUUCUCAUCUUGAAGAUCGCUCUCCGCGGCUGCUUGGUGGGCGUCUCUGCUCCUGGCUUUAA
Messenger RNA from Miscanthus lutarioriparius, 3525 nucleotides. The record is from the annotation of a GenBank genome assembly. NCBI's taxonomy places the organism in Eukaryota, Viridiplantae, Streptophyta, Magnoliopsida, Poales, Poaceae.